Pipistrellus nathusii (Nathusius's pipistrelle) is the source of this 1755-nucleotide messenger RNA. The record is from the annotation of a GenBank genome assembly. Lineage: Eukaryota; Metazoa; Chordata; Mammalia; Chiroptera; Vespertilionidae.
AUGGAUCUCCUGCCCCCCAAGCCCAAGUACAACCCACUCCGGAAUGAGUCUCUGUCAUCGCUGGAGGAGGGGGCCUCCGGGUCCAGCCCGCCUGAGGAGCUGCCUUCCCCAUCAGCCUCUUCCCUGGGGCCCAUCCUGCCACCUCUGUCCGGGGAGGACAGCCCCACCACCCUGUGCUCCUUCUUCCCCCGGAUGAGCAACCUGAAGCUGGCCAACCCGGCCGGCGGGCGCCCGGGGCCGAAGGGGGAGCCAGGCAGGGCGGCCGAGGACGGGGAGGGGGUCGCGGGGGCGGCCGUGCGGGACUCAGGCCCCCUGCCCCUCCUCCAGGACAUGAACAAGCUGAGUGGAGGCGGCGGGCGCAGGACUCGGGUGGAAGGGGGCCAGCUGGGGGGCGAGGAGUGGACCCGCCACGGGAGCUUUGUCAAUAAGCCCACGCGGGGCUGGCUGCACCCCAACGACAAAGUCAUGGGACCCGGGGUUUCCUACCUGGUUCGGUACAUGGGCUGCGUGGAGGUCCUGCAGUCCAUGCGUGCCCUGGACUUCAACACCCGGACUCAGGUCACCAGGGAGGCCAUCAGUCUGGUGUGCGAGGCUGUGCCAGGUGCCAAGGGGGCUUCAAGAAGGAGAAAGCCCUGUAGCCGCCCGCUCAGUUCCAUCCUGGGGAGGAGCAACCUGAAAUUUGCUGGAAUGCCAAUCACUCUCACCGUCUCCACCAGCAGCCUCAACCUCAUGGCGGCGGACUGCAAGGAGAUCAUCGCCAACCAUCACAUGCAAUCUAUCUCAUUUGCGUCCGGCGGGGACCCGGACACAGCCGAGUAUGUCGCCUACGUUGCCAAAGACCCGGUGAACCAGAGAGCCUGCCACAUCCUGGAGUGUCCCGAGGGGCUUGCUCAGGACGUCAUCAGCACUAUCGGCCAGGCCUUCGAGUUACGAUUCAAACAAUACCUCAGGAACCCGCCCAAGCUGGUCACCCCCCACGACAGGAUGGCUGGCUUUGAUGGCUCAGCUUGGGAUGAGGAGGAGGAAGAGCCACCUGAUCAUCAAUACUACAAUGACUUCCCGGGGAAGGAACCCCCUCUUGGGGGGGUGGUGGACAUGAGGCUUCGGGAAGGAGCCCCCCAGGGGCCUGCUCGACCCACUCUGCCCAGUGCCCAGAGCCCCAGCCACCUGGGAGCUACGCUGCCAGUGGGGCAGCCUGCUGGGGGAGACCCGGAAGUCCACAAGCAGAUGCCGCCUCUGCCACCCUGCCCAGCAGGCAGAGAGCUCUUCGAUGACCCCUCCUACGUCAACAUCCAGAACCUGGACAAGGCCCGGCACGCAGGGGGCGGGGCGGGGCCUCCCAAUCUUGCUGUCAAUGGCAGCGCGCCCCGAGACCUCUUUGACAUGAAGCCUUUUGAAGAUGCCCUUCGGGUGCCUCCACCCCCCCAGUCAGUGGCCAUGGCUGAGCAGCUCCGAGGGGAGCCCUGGUUCCACGGGAAGCUGAACCGGCGGGAGGCCGAGGCCCUGCUGCAGCUCAACGGGGACUUCCUGGUGCGGGAAAGCACGACCACGCCUGGCCAGUACGUGCUCACCGGCCUGCAGAGCGGGCAGCCCAAGCACCUGCUGCUGGUGGACCCUGAGGGCGUGGUCCGGACAAAGGACCACCGCUUCGAGAGCGUCAGCCACCUCAUCAGCUACCACAUGGACAAUCACCUGCCCAUCAUCUCCGCGGGCAGCGAACUGUGUCUGCAGCAGCCGGUGGAGCGGAAAUUGUGA